GGCCGGACGUAACGCGUGUCAGGUAUGCGGUGCUUGUUUGUCGUUGUUUGCAGUCGACAAAAAGAGAGAGAGAGAGACGCAGUAGCGUAACAACCCGCAAUAGAAAAACGCAAUGACUUUUCUCCUCACUCACAUUUUGCGCGUAACACCCUCUCCCGUUUUCUCCACUCCACUGAAUCCCGCUACCUGCACCGCCUCCGUUCGGCAGCGGCCUGGACAUGUCCCGAACAGCGACUGACUUCAUGUUCCCGCACGAUGCGAAGUCUCUGCCCGGUUCUACAUGUUAUUCCCAACGGGAAUGGUGACGCUUUAGCGUUACAUCGGCGAUGCUAGUCGGCAAAAGUGCAGUUUUUGCCUACUCAUUUUGAUAUUGGAACUCAUACACUCAAUCACUCAAGCACUGCAUCGCCAAACGUGUACGGCGACAUUGUCCCACCAUUUCGGCCAGCGGGAACCGAACCAGGCGGAAAACUGUAAGCAAGAUCUGAACCGAGUUGUGCGCCAUGGCGGCUACCGCACGAGAAUGAAGAUGCCUUUGAGGAAUUCCUGGUGGCACUGGCCUUGCCGGACAUUCCACGUGCUUCGGCGAUGAGGAGGCUACAGCACGACUGAGGCUGCGGGAUGAAGGAAAAGUCCAAGAACGCGGCCCGCUCCCGACGAGAGAAGGAGAACGCGGAGUUCGGGGAGCUGGGCCAGCUCCUGCCGCUGCCGGCGGCCAUCACCAGCCAGCUCGACAAGGCGUCCGUCAUCAGGCUCACCAGUUCGUACCUGAAGAUGAGGGACCUGUUCCCGGACGGCCUGGGCGACAGCUGGGGAUCGUGUCCUCCGGUCAUCUCCAGUCGUGAGGGGGCUAUAAAAGAACUGGGAUCGCAUUUGCUUCAGCAGACCCUUGAUGGCUUCGUGUUCGUGGUGGCGCCCGAUGGCAAGAUCAUGUACAUCUCAGAGACGGCAUCGGUGCACCUUGGACUCUCGCAGGUGGAACUGACGGGCAACAGCAUCUACGAGUACAUCCACCCGGCCGACCACGACGAGAUGACGGCCGUACUUACGCUUCAGAGUGCACUGCCGCAUCCACACAGCGCCCAGGAGCUGGAGGUGGACCGUUCCUUCUUCGUGCGCAUGAAGUGCGUGCUGGCCAAGCGCAACGCGGGUCUCACGGCGGGCGGCUACAAGGUGAUCCACUGCAGCGGCUACGUCAAGGUGCGCCACUACUCCAUGGACGCGGCGCCCUACGACGGAUGCUACCAGAACCUCGGCCUCGUCGCCGUCGGACACUCCCUGCCGCCGUCCGCCAUCACCGAGAUCAAGAUGUACGCCAACAUGUUCAUGUUCCGCGCGUCGCUCGACCUCAAGCUCAUCUUCCUCGACGCAAGAGUGGCACCAUUGACGGGUUACGAGCCUCAGGACCUCAUCGAAAAGACACUCUACCACUACAUACAUGGCUUCGACUGUCUGCACAUACGUUACUCGCACCACACACUGCUUCUCAAGGGCCAGGUAACCACCAAGUAUUACCGGUUCCUCUCCAAGGAGGGCGGCUGGGUGUGGAUGCAGAGCUACGCAACCAUUGUGCAUAACAGCCGCUCAUCAAGGCCUCACUGCAUCGUCAGCGUCAACUACGUCCUCAGUGAGCCUCAAGCCCAGGACAUCCAACUGCAGAUACAUCAGACUAGGACGAAACCAUCACCCUGUACCAGCUAUUCCAGCGCUGAAGUCGUUCCAGCAACAGUGACACCAUGUACUAGCAAACCCGCGCCGAAUAAGGUGAAGUCGUCCAAGGGGAAAUGUCGCAGGUCGCCCUACUACUGCAACGUCGCUGCUGCCGAGGCCUGCUCAAACGGAGGUAGCACUUCAGGUCCCGGCGGUCAGCAGUCCUACGAACCGGCGGCAGCUGCACCAUAUGGCGGCGAAUUCCUGUCAGCCUACGUGCUUCCUUUUGCCGAAGACCGCUGGGUUGGCCCAUACGGCUUGCCCCAAGCCGAUGCCACUUCCGGCUGCUGCUCCCAGCCGACAAGGUCCACGACAGCAACGACUUCCAGCUACGCAACGAUACCUGAAGAGCGCUACAUGACUAGAACGGACAUGGACAGCUAUCCAGGCUAUGCAGAUUGCAGCGGCACCCUCGGAAUAGACACGAAUGAAGACAAUGGCGCGAAUGGGUCUACGUCACGGCCGGGUUCCUUACUGCAAUGCGCCGACAUUUACGCAGUCAAAGAGGGCACCCUGUCGUCAUCGUCCUGUUCUCGGAGUAGUGGGUCGACCCACGACCUGGUCGCCAGCCCCGCGAGCUCCUCCCUCUUUCAGCACAGGCCUUACAGCACCCACUCUGAUUCUACGCUGUCAGAAUCGGAUCUGGAAGGUAUCCAAGCGCUGCCUCAUGUUCCGCAGGCGCCGUCUUCUACGAGGAGAUCGCCCUGCUCCAGCAGGAGUGCUUUCGAUGGUUCUCCCGUAGCGGCGAACGCGAAGUCCGAAUCCGAAACGCCUACGCCGGUGGUGCUCCCGCUAGAAGACACCGGCCACUCGGGUGGUGGCGUGCCUCUCCAACCCACGACGAGCUACCAGAGUGCAGUGGUCGAAGGCCAACCAUCGCCGAGUGGUGACCUACUCAAGACUUCCGUCGACGCGUACGAGGCGCUCGAGCCUCCGGUGGACGUAUUCUCUCUGUAUAGUCAGAGACUUGUGGGAGCAGAUUACGACAGCACUGCGCGUUUUUUGCUGCCUUCGUGCGAACGUGCACAGGUUCCGCACAUGACCUACCGGCACGAUACAUCAGCGUCACCUGCAACGUCAUUUGCCGGCGCUUCAAACAGACAAACACCAGGAUACACCAGUGUCAUUGUGGACGCGCAGCAGUACCACGUGUCGAAUGGAUUUGUGCACUAAGACCUAGGCAACGUGUACGAGUUCGUGAAAGGAAUGUGUGUACAGUACUUCAAGCUACGAGUGAAUUUAUUUGUACACAUGUACAGGAUAUGUGUUUUCAGUGAUGUCGGUAUACGCGAAGACAGACAUUUCAGCGUAUAAUGGCAAGAUUGGUGCUUGGUACCGACUCAGGUUUACUUGUGUGCAUGAAAAAGCAAGCUAUGGCUAGAAAAUGUACCUGUUUUCGUCAAGGCUACGUCACGUAAACGCAUGGUCAUUCAAAGCAUGCGCAAGCAAGCCUGGCUUUCACAAGAAAUAUCUGUAAGUUGCUGUAUGUUUCGCAGUGAUGAAA
Dermacentor silvarum is the source of this 3214-nucleotide messenger RNA. It is a transcript of the gene sim, whose product is annotated as single-minded homolog 2. The transcript is spliced from 9 exons. Lineage: Eukaryota; Metazoa; Arthropoda; Arachnida; Ixodida; Ixodidae. Bases 622 to 2883 code for a protein of 753 amino acids. The record is from RefSeq and is a predicted model, not a curated record. Gene Ontology annotation, molecular function: DNA-binding transcription factor activity, RNA polymerase II-specific; RNA polymerase II transcription regulatory region sequence-specific DNA binding; protein dimerization activity. Gene Ontology annotation, biological process: regulation of transcription by RNA polymerase II.